Messenger RNA from Colletotrichum karsti, 1554 nucleotides. Its product is annotated as high-affinity nicotinic acid transporter. Bases 1 to 1554 code for a protein of 517 amino acids. Gene Ontology annotation, biological process: transmembrane transport. NCBI's taxonomy places the organism in Eukaryota, Fungi, Ascomycota, Sordariomycetes, Glomerellales, Glomerellaceae. Gene Ontology annotation, cellular component: membrane. Gene Ontology annotation, molecular function: transmembrane transporter activity. The record is from RefSeq and is a predicted model, not a curated record. The transcript is spliced from 8 exons.
AUGGCGGUCCUAACGCCACGACAGGAGAAGUUCGAUGUUGCAGAAGUCGAAGAGGGGCGCCACGAACAGAUAACGAGGAAGGAUGAGAUCGGGCGUAUCGACGCGAUUGCCACUGCUCAGGGUACUACUCUCGCAUCUUUUGCGCACUUGGACGAAAAGAAGAUCCUGAGGAAAAUGGACAUGCGGCUCAUCCCAAUGCUGGCUUUAUUAUACCUCCUAUCCUUUCUUGAUCGCGGAAACAUCGGCAAUGCGAAGAUCGAAGGACUACAAGAGGAUUUAGGAAUGACAUCCGACCAAUACAACUGGUGUCUUACUGUCUUCUUCUUCACAUAUGCAGCCUUCGAAGUUCCGAGUAACCUUCUUCUCAAAAAGCUACGCCCCAGCAUUUGGCUCCCUAUUAUCAUGGUAGCAUGGGGCACGGUCAUGACGCUCAUGGGCAUUGUCAAAAACUACCAUGGUCUUCUGGUUGCGCGCAUCUUUCUCGGCGUGACCGAAGCUGGGCUAUUUCCAGGAGUGGCUUAUUACUUGACUAUGUGGUACUGUCGGCAUGAGAUCCAACUCAGGCAAGCAAUGUUCUUUUCUGCAGCCUCUAUAGCAGGAGCUUUCAGUGGUCUCUUGGCCUUUGCCAUCUCGAAGAUGGACGGCACCGGCGGCUUAGAGGGAUGGCGCUGGAUCUUCAUUCUUGAGGGAAUCGUGACCGUGGUUGUGGCAGUCUGGGCAUUUUGGGCACUGCAUGACUUCCCCGAGACGGCUAGUUUCCUUACUGAGGAGGAGCGCGCCUUCGUGGUUUAUCGUCUGAAAUACCAGGGCCAGGUCCAGGGGAAAUCAGACAGCCGAGUUCAGGUUGCUGAAGCUGAUGAGUUUAAGUGGAAGUACGUCUGGGAUGCUUUCCUGGAUUGGCAAAUCUGGGUCAACAUCUUUGUGUACUGGGGCAUUGUGUGUCCAUUGUACGGAAUCAGCCUGUUUCUCCCGACCAUCAUUCGAAACCUCAACUACACAGCGAGCACUGCUCAGCUGAUGACGGUUCCGAUCUACAUAACUGCUGCCAUCCUCGCAGUUGUCGUUGCGUAUCUAUCUGACCGACUGGGCAAACGAAGCCCUUUCAUCGUCGGAUUCUUGUGCAUGAUGAUUGUUGGCUUCUCGAUGUGUAUAUCAAGUUCGAAUCCUCGAGUAGUCUACGGUGGUGUCUUCAUUGCUGCUUGCGCCAUCUAUCCUGCCUUUCCGGGAGUUAUCAGCUGGCUUGCCAACAAUCUUGCUGGAAGCUAUAAGCGUAGCGCCGGAAUGGCCCUUCAGAUCGGCGUUGGAAACCUAGGCGGUGCUAUGGCUUCCAACUUCUAUCGACAGAAGGAUGCGCCACGAUAUAUCCUGGGUCAUGCACUGGAACUUGGUUUUAUUUCCGUCGGCAUCAUAGCUGCUCUGAUUCUCAUCUUUUCGUACAUCAGAAUCAACAAACAGCGCGACAGGAAAAUGGCAGCCGGAGAAGACGUGCGAUAUACGGCGGAGGAGCUGUCAGCUAAAGGAGACAAGGCUCUGACCUUCCGCUACAUGUGGUAG